AAUAGACCCCCCCAGCUCGGGAGAGCCUGGCCGCAGCCUACUGGGCCUUUCGGGCUGGACCAGCCGAGCUGAAUGAUGCGCCCCCACCCAUGGAGCAGGGCACAUGGCCUGUGAUGCACACGGUACAGCCAGAGGAGGCGGGGUUGGGGAGCUGGAAGGCGGGGCGUCUACCCAGGGGGGGUGGAGCCUAGCCCCCUGCACCACCUUUAAAAAGCAGGGGCUUGUCACCUGGCAUGACAGAGGUGAAAAUCUACCCCGAGGUGACACCUGAUUCCUGCGUCUGCUCGUGGCCGCCGGACUCCAGCAGCCAUGAAAGGAGAGCUGUGCCUGCUGCUCGUUGUCCUUGCGACCCCCUGCCUCUCCCGGCCCGACACCCACCAGCUGGGCAGCGCGCCGGGCCCUGACGAGCGCAGGAGCAGCGGGACUGACCCUGGCCCUGUCCGGAGAGACUUGCUCGAGGCCCUGUCUCAGGACCAGAAGCUCCUCAUGGCCAAGUUCCUGCCCCACAUCUACGCUGAGCUGGCAAACCGGGAGGGGAACUGGCACGAGGACGCUGCCCUGCGCCCCCUGCACGACCACGAUUAUCCCGGCUGGAUGGACUUCGGGCGCCGGAGCCUGUCCGAGUCUGACGAGACCUCCUAGAGGAGCAGCGUCCCGCGUGGCUUGGCUCCGCCCUGCCCGCGGGGGCGGGGCAGCUGCAGGCUCCACCCUCUGGCACAUAUUUUUAAGUAUGUCACACGUGACCUUGUCUUCAAAGCCCUUUGCUGCUGCUCACCAAUAAACUCUACUCAGCAAA
Trachemys scripta elegans is the source of this 796-nucleotide messenger RNA. Its product is annotated as gastrin/cholecystokinin-like peptide. Lineage: Eukaryota; Metazoa; Chordata; Testudines; Emydidae. Gene Ontology annotation, molecular function: hormone activity. The transcript has 3 exons. The record is from RefSeq and is a predicted model, not a curated record. The coding region runs from base 310 to 642 and encodes 110 amino acids. Gene Ontology annotation, cellular component: extracellular region.